Molecule: messenger RNA, 1203 nt
Organism: Momordica charantia (bitter melon)
Lineage: Eukaryota; Viridiplantae; Streptophyta; Magnoliopsida; Cucurbitales; Cucurbitaceae
Product: D-galacturonate reductase
Molecular function (GO): oxidoreductase activity, acting on the CH-OH group of donors, NAD or NADP as acceptor
Source: RefSeq, a predicted model, not a curated record
UAAUGCAAAUUGCAGAUUGUGAGGUUUGAAUGAGAGAGGUGUGAAGAGGAAGAGGAAGAGGAAGAAGAGAUAUCAUGGGUGUGACGAUUCCGACCGUGGCCUUGAGCAGCAGUGGGCAGUCGAUGCCGGUGGUUGGGAUGGGAACGAUGUCGAUGACCGGGCCAGAGGUAACGAGAGCUGCUGUGGUGGAGGCGAUCAGGGCCGGGUACCGUCAUUUCGACACGUCGUACUCGUACCGGUCGGAGCAACCACUUGGGGAGGCCAUAAGGGAGGCUUUGGAGCUUGGCCUUAUAGAGUCACGAGGCGAGCUCUUCAUAACUUCUAAGCUGGCCUGUGGUUUUGCUGACCCUCCCCUUGUUCUGGAUGGGAUUAAGGCCAGUCUCAGGAAUUUGGAAUUGGAGUAUCUUGAUAUGUACUUGAUCCACAUCCCAUUGAAGUUGAAUCCUCAAGUGCGUCAAGUGCCAGUGGCAAAGGAAGACAUCUCUGCAAUUGAUCUCAAAGGAGUUUGGGAGAAGAUGGAAGAAUGCCAAACCCUUGGCCUCACCAAAGCCAUUGGUGUUAGUAAUUUCUCCCCCAAAAAGCUUGAGGAGCUUCUUUCCUUUGCCAAAAUCCCCCCGACACUCGAUCAAGUGGAGAUGAGCCCACUUUGGCAUCAGAGUAAACUGAGGGAGUUUUGUAAAGGAAAGGGCAUUCAUGUAACUGCCUAUUCUCCUCUGGGUGCAGUUGGGACAAUGUGGGGCCAUAGUAACAUUGUGGAGUCUGAUGUUAUAGCUCAAAUUGCCAAGGCUAAGGGAAAAACAACUGCUCAGAUUGCAUUGAGAUGGGUGUAUGAGCAAGGGGUGAGCAUAGUGGCAAAGAGCUUCGACAAAGAGAGAAUGAGGCAGAACAUUGACAUCUUCGAUUGGUCAUUGAGUGAUGAAGAAUCAGCUAAGAUUGCCCAACUUCCUCAGCAAAAAGCAGUUGUUUUUGCCAAUGUUUAUGGCCACCAUGAUGUGGUACUUGAUCUUGAUGCUGGGCUUUGAAUCUCUUUACUAAUCUUCAUUUCCUUUGCCUUCCAUAUACUAUAAUAAUAAUGUGUUCUUCCCUUUCCUUAGCUUAGCUUGUAGAACUAUAAAGGAUUGUAUUGCCGGCCUAAAGGGGCUAUGGAGAUCUAUCUAGUUUGAUGGUUUUGAUUCUAAUAUGUAAUGAUGGUUAACAUCGUUA